This is a messenger RNA of Cavenderia fasciculata, 570 nucleotides long. It is a transcript of the gene gna1, whose product is annotated as glucosamine 6-phosphate N-acetyltransferase. Gene Ontology annotation, biological process: UDP-N-acetylglucosamine biosynthetic process. Gene Ontology annotation, cellular component: endoplasmic reticulum; Golgi apparatus; endoplasmic reticulum-Golgi intermediate compartment. The record is from RefSeq and is a predicted model, not a curated record. Gene Ontology annotation, molecular function: monosaccharide binding; glucosamine 6-phosphate N-acetyltransferase activity. NCBI's taxonomy places the organism in Eukaryota, Evosea, Eumycetozoa, Acytosteliales, Cavenderiaceae. The transcript has 3 exons. Bases 1 to 570 code for a protein of 189 amino acids.
AUGGAAUCUAACGAAUGCAGUAGUAUUAGUAAUAAUAAUAUAAUAUGUAGUAAUAAUAAUAAUAAUGGAUUGUUUCCAUUAUCGAUGAUGAAUACAACUAGAUAUUAUAAUGAUGGUGAUAUUCAAUUCAGACCAUUAGAAAUUGAUGACUAUGAUAAAGGAUACUCUGCACUAUUAUGUCAAUUGACAGAAGCUAAAUUCACCAAAUCACAAUACAUUGAGAGAUAUAAUCAAAUGAAAAAGGAACUAGAUAAUUAUUAUGUAGUUGUAGUAGAGGAUAAAUCAAAAUCAAAGAUUAUAGGUACUGGAACAUUGAUGGUUGAAAAGAAGUUUAUAAGAGGUUGUGCAUUAUGUGGUCAUAUUGAAGACAUUGUAGUCGACUCUACAUAUCGUGGAAAAAAUCUUGGUCUAAAAAUGAUUGAACAAUUAAAAUAUAUAGGUACACUAGUAGGAUGUUACAAGUUGAUAUUAGAUUGUGAUGAAAACAAUGUAAAGUUUUAUGAAAAGUGUGGUUUUGUCAAGAAACAAGCUAUGAUGGCUCUCUACCUACCUCCUCAACCAAAAUUAUAA